This is a messenger RNA of Prionailurus viverrinus (fishing cat), 849 nucleotides long. RefSeq names its product trafficking protein particle complex subunit 6A (gene TRAPPC6A). Gene Ontology annotation, cellular component: TRAPP complex; cis-Golgi network; trans-Golgi network. The transcript has 6 exons. NCBI's taxonomy places the organism in Eukaryota, Metazoa, Chordata, Mammalia, Carnivora, Felidae. The record is from RefSeq and is a predicted model, not a curated record. The coding region runs from base 64 to 534 and encodes 156 amino acids. Gene Ontology annotation, biological process: endoplasmic reticulum to Golgi vesicle-mediated transport; regulation of GTPase activity.
CUUAUCCAGCUGGGCCAAUGAACGCACGAAGCGCUGGACGGUCGUUGGGCGCGAGGCCGGCGCAUGGCGGACGCGGCGCUGUUCGAGUUUCUGCACAUGGAGAUGGUGGCGGAGCUGUGGGCGCACCACUCCGACCCUGGCCCUGGGGGACAGAAGAUGAGCCUGUCUGUCCUGGAGGGCAUGGGCUUCCGUGUGGGCCAGGCCCUGGGCGAGAGUGUCUGCCGCUGCCCCCAGGCUGCCCCAGGAGACGCUGGCCUUCAGGGAGGAGCUGGACGUCCUCAAGUUCCUAUGCAAAGACCUGUGGGUGGCCGUGUUCCAAAAGCAGAUGGACAGCCUCCGCACCAACCACCAGGGGACCUACGUGCUGCAGGACAACAGCUUCCCCCUCCUCAUCCGGAUGGCCUCCGGCCCGCAGUAUCUGGAGGAAGCACCCAAGUUCCUGGCCUUCACCUGCGGCCUCCUGCGAGGCACCCUCAGCACCCUGGGCAUCAAGAGCCUGGUCACCGCCUCCGUGGCAUCCUUGCCCACCUGUAAGUUCCAGGUGGUGAUUCAGAAAACCUGAGAAGCCCCAGGCCCGCACCCCAGCUGAGCCUCACCGCCGCCCCGGCCCAGGGGGGGCCUCGGACCACUGCCUUUGGGGGUGGCCAGAGGGCUGGUGUUGGGCACCCCAGACUCUAUGGGUGAUGAACAGGUGGGGGGCGGGGUCCAGCCGCUUCAGGGAGUCCCAUGUGCUCAGGUGGGUGUCCUAGGGAGGUAAGGGCAUGCCAGGUUGGGGCUGGUGUGAAGGGUUCCCUGCACGGGACUUCUCCUUCUGCGCGGCAGGUGCCCAAUAAAGGUUUUGCGUGUGGA